AAGAAAGCUGCGUGCCCAGGACUUGGUCUGUUUUAUACUGUACUGUCUGCCUUCCUUUUCUCAGUGGCCUCUUUAUUUCUUAAAAAAAUAGAAGAUGUACAUUCAGUGGAAGUGAGUGCUUUUCGAUGUGUUUUCCAAAUGGCAUUCGUUCUUCCUGGUUUAAUAUACUACAAAACGGGGUUUUUGGGACCAAAAGGUAAAAGAAUUUUUCUUUUCUUCCGAGGAUUCCUUGGCUCUAGUGCAAUGAUUCUUCUCUACUACGCUUUCCAAGUCAUGCCCCUAGCUGAUGCCACUGUUAUAACUUUUAGCAGUCCUGUUUUUACAUCGUUGUUGGCAUGGAUCUUUCUGAAAGAGAAAUACAGUAUUUGGGAUCUUCUGUUUACCCUCUUUGCAAUCACUGGAGUGGUUCUUAUUGCCAGACCACCGUUUCUGUUUGGGUCAAACGUUACGGGGAUUGAAGGAAGUUACACGGAUCACCUUAAAGGAACUAUAGCAGCAAUUACAAGCACAGUAUCUGGAGCUUCGACUUUUGUUAUACUGAGGAAGGGUUGGCAGUCCUGACAGCAGGUGUGCAGCACUGAAAAUUGCAGUUACUAGCAGAAUGUUUUUGUGGUCAUAACUGCCUGUCCAUCCAAAGAAAAGUUGUGGCUUUAUGUUCCUGCAGAUGCAGGUAACUUCAGGGUGGAACAUACACAGACUUCUAUGGUGAUGACACUUCUGUAUAUCAGAACGAGUAAUUUCCUAUAUUAUGUGAGUUAUUGUUUGACAAAAUGGGGUUAAAAAUACC
This is a messenger RNA of Leptosomus discolor (cuckoo roller), 787 nucleotides long. NCBI's taxonomy places the organism in Eukaryota, Metazoa, Chordata, Aves, Leptosomiformes, Leptosomidae. The record is from RefSeq and is a predicted model, not a curated record.